AUGAGACAGCGGAGAGGCAGGCAAGGCAGGAAUGAAGUCAAGAUCUACGAUAGAAUUAUUGAAGGUAGUGUAAAAACCUGGGAGACGGACAUAGACCUGCAGUGUAUCAGCCUCGGACAGGACCUAUUGGCGAGUCUGGACGGGGAGAUCACGUUAAGCCGGCUCUGGGGACAGGACGCCGACACGGAGGGCAGCCCCAACCCACCACGGAGCAAGUCGCCACAACCACUCUGGUUUGGUGAAGAAGAAACAAUAGAAGUAGACCCUUUAGACUCGAACUCGUUUAAAGAAAGCAAGAAGGAGCAGAGCCCGAAGCCAGCAGAUGCCUUACUGAAGGACCUGCAGUCUACCGUGAGGGAAGCCAAGACCAAGAUAGGGGAUCUACAGGUGGAGCACAAAGUUGGCUUAGAUCUGCCCUGCAAGCAAAACUCCAGUGAUGAGGCAGCCGGCAUGAUGGAAGGUCUCCUGGACUUCGGUAUAGCUGGUCUGAAGAAGGGACUGCGUUUCACUGGCCUCAGCGACGAUUCGGAUAAGUCGCCCUCCCAUCAUCGCGAGCGUCCUGGCGACAAGGCUUCCCCUCCGGAGUCACGCAGCAAACAUGUUGUAGAACAUAAGGACCAUGGCAAUGGACAGCGAGAUGAGAACAACGUGCCUCCUUUGGUGAAGCAGCACCGAGUCACUUCCCAGGACAGCGUGCCGUCGCAGCCCCGUCCGGUUCCGUUACCGGAGCUCCCCCUGGCGCCGGUCCCCGACUCCCCCGAGCCGGAGUACGAGGAGGCGGCCGAUCUCUCCACCAGCAUCGCCAAGCUGCGCUGUCUGCUGCAGCAACGAGCUGAAACCAGCCCCAAGGCGGAGGAGGUGUGGUGGGAGAGUGCGGCGGAGACCCGCGGCCGCACGCAGCGCGCCCCCCCCGCGCACGGAGCGCACGUCGACACUGCCACGCUCGCCGAUGAGUACGAUAUGAAUAUGGAGCGCAACUCGUCGCCGGGACAGACGUCCAACAACAUGCAGCGACUUGACAAAUUGUUCCAGCGCACAGUGACGGGAGUGUUCAACUCUAUAAAGACGGCCGUGGGCGCUGAGGACGACCAGCCCGCGCCACGCGCGCCCCGGGAAUGGACCUACGUCUGCACCGCUGUAGACCUUAACGUGUGUGGCGCGGUGUGUCGCCUGGUGUGCGCGCGGCGCGGCGGCUGGCACGUGGACGCGGCGCUGGACUCGCUGGCGGACCUCGCCCCGCGCACCGCGCGCCGCCCGCACUCGCCAGACGACUUCGACGAGUGGUGCGCGGCGUGCGGCGGGAGCUGGUCGUGCGCAUGCGCGGUGGCGGCGGCGGCCGGCCUGGCGCACGCGCAUGUCGCGCACAAACUCGCCACGCUGCUACUGGCUGAUUUAGCAGAGUCUCUGCUGGACGCAUGGCUGGCGGACCUGGCGACCUGGCUCCGGAGGCAGGUGUUCGUGAUCUUUGAGCAACUGUCGGAGAGUGACGAUGACUUCUUCCAGGACACCUCGCCCAGGGAACUCGAUGUAGACGAGACAUGUACUGCAUUGUUGGAGAAUACACCAGCUCUACUAUACGUGUUUGGAGAAGAGACACUGUCCCAGGCCAUCAGACUAGUUGUGACCAGCUUUACGCACAAGGAAGUCAACAUGGACGUCAUCUUCAGAGUCUUGGACCUUUUCGCCGGAAACUUCAAGAAGUCGGCCGGACUUAGGAUCCCUUCGUUUGAUAGCAAUUAG
Messenger RNA from Spodoptera littoralis (African cotton leafworm), 1740 nucleotides. Lineage: Eukaryota; Metazoa; Arthropoda; Insecta; Lepidoptera; Noctuidae. The record is from the annotation of a GenBank genome assembly.